This is a messenger RNA of Pundamilia nyererei, 8367 nucleotides long. It is a transcript of the gene brwd1, whose product is annotated as bromodomain and WD repeat domain containing 1. The record is from RefSeq and is a predicted model, not a curated record. Gene Ontology annotation, biological process: regulation of transcription by RNA polymerase II; cytoskeleton organization; regulation of cell shape. The transcript has 44 exons. NCBI's taxonomy places the organism in Eukaryota, Metazoa, Chordata, Actinopteri, Cichliformes, Cichlidae. Gene Ontology annotation, molecular function: protein binding. Bases 405 to 7103 code for a protein of 2232 amino acids. Gene Ontology annotation, cellular component: nucleus.
CUUGGUCGCUAAAAAAAGGGGGCGCGCGAUGGAUUGAUCGUGUGUAUUUUUUUCUUAAAUGACUUGUUAUCGACACGUGGUCGGGGAGUCGUAUCAAUACCUGACGUUGCACUCCGAACCUGCCGUGUACCUAACCAACACGCGAACGUAUACUUUUGUCUUUUGUUGAGCGAGUGCUCCUCCCCACCCCCUUUUUCCUGUGUUACUCCGCUUUGGCGGAAGUAAGCCGUAUCGCUGAGGCCUCAUCCUUCCAAUGGCGACUGCAAACAGGCUGAAUAGAAAGCGGGAGCAACCGUGGAGGGGGCCAGAGCUGUGUAACUGAAAUUAAAUAAAUAUAUCAUAUUCUCUGUAGCCAUAAAGUUAGCGGAAAAUUUGUUUCAACUCUCCAAAUCACGGCCGUUUCAAUGGCCAAAAAUCGGAACAUUUCGCUCCUUGAGUCGGAGCUCUAUUACUUGAUAUCGCGUUUUCUCACAACGGGUCCAUGUCGGAGAGCGGCUGAGGUCCUUGCGAACGAGCUGGAGGAAUAUCAGCUCUUACCCGGGAGAUUGGACUGGCUUGGAAAUGAGCACCCGAGAACAUAUGAAGAUGUGGUUGCAGCCAACAGACAUAUUGCACCAAACCACUUGCUACAGAUAUGUAAGCAGAUUGGACCACUUCUUGAUAAAGAGGUGCCAUCAUGUGUCCCAGGUGUUCAUUCUCUCCUGGGAUCUGGAAAGCAGUCCAUGCUUAGGACUGCAAAAGACUGUGACAGCGAGAGGUUUAAAGCUUCAUCAUAUGCAGCCCUUCACCGGGGCAGACCACCAGAGAGGCCUUUGAACUGCAAGAAACCUCCACAGCUAGUGAAGGUGCAUCGAGGGAGAGAGCUGACCGGAGCGCAACGCUUCAGCUCCAUCUGUCCUGUCAGCAACUAUGAGCACAUGCGUCUACAUAGGCGGAUCCUGGGGCAUCUGUCUGCAGUGUACUGUAUUGCAUUUGAUCGCACUGGUCUCAGGAUCUUUACAGGCUCAGAUGACUGCUUGGUGAAGAUUUGGUCUUCGUUUGAUGGAAGGCUUCAUUCAACGCUGCGAGGACACUCUGCAGAGAUCACAGACUUGGCAGUUAACUAUGAGAAUACGCUAAUUGCUGCAGGAAGCUGUGACAAAACCAUCCGUGUGUGGUGCCUUCGUACCUGUGCCCCCGUAGCUGUGCUGCAGGGACACAGUGGAUCCAUUACCUCCCUUCAGUUUUCACCGUUUGCCAAGGGCUCCAAACGUUACAUGCUGUCCACUGGAACUGAUGCUACUGUCUGCUUCUGGCAGUGGGAUGCCAACAGCAUAAACUUUAGCGAUCGACCGCACAAAUUUACAGAGCGGCCAAGGCCAGGUGUUCAGACCGUGUGCUCCUCAUUCAGUCCAGGUGGGAUGUUUUUAGCAACAGGAAGUACUGAUGAUGUCAUCCGAAUAUAUUACUUGGGAAGUGGGAGCCCAGAAAAGAUAUCAGAGCUCCAUGAGCACACGGACAAAGUUGAUAGCAUCCAAUUUUGCCACUCAGGUGAAAGGUUUGUGAGUGGAAGUCGAGAUGGAACAGCACGGAUCUGGAAGCUCCACCAGCGGCAGCAGUGGAGGUGCAUCCUGCUGAACAUGUCUGCCACUAUUCCAGGUGUUGAGCCAAUGAGUGAAGAGGAAAGCUACUUCAAACCCAAAGUCACCAUGGUAGCGUGGGAUCGCCAUGACAAUACAGUCAUCACGGCUGUUAACAACCAUCUCCUCAAAGUGUGGAACUCCUACACAGGACAGCUGCUACAUAUCCUUAAAGGCCACGAGGCAGAGGUUUUUGUCCUCGAACCUCACCCUUUUGACCCCAGGAUCAUCCUGUCUGCUGGCCACGAUGGGAACGUGUUCAUAUGGGACCUGCUGCGAGGCACAAACACACAGCAUUACUUCAACAUGAUUGAAGGCCAGGGUCACGGAGCUGUUUUUGACUGCAAAUUCACUCCCGAUGGUCAGCGUUUCGCCUGCACGGACUCCCAUGGCCAUCUGCUCAUCUUUGGCUUCGGCAGUUCCAAGCCCUAUGAAAAGCUUCCAGAUCAGGUGUUCUUCCACACAGACUACAGACCGCUGAUCCGGGAUGCCAACGGCUUUGUGCUGGACGAACAGACACAGCAGGCUCCCCAUCUUAUGCCACCACCGUUUUUAGUGGAUGUGGAUGGAAACCCUCACCCCCCACGGUACCAGCGACUUGUCCCAGGGCGGGAGAACAUUGCUGCAGAGCACCUGGUACCUCAGCUGGGAUAUGUAGCCACCAGUGAUGGUGAGGUGGUAGAGCAGGUCAUCAGCCAGCAGACUGCAGAACCCGAGGAGGUUGCAGUCAGACGCAGCAGCCUUCUGGACGAGGCCAUCCGACAGCUUCAAGAGCAACAAGACAGACAGAACCAGCCUGAGACGGGAGCAGUACCCGAAGGGCCAGCCGAGGCCCAAGGCUCUGUGUUGGCUCCAGCACCAAGCACACCGCGAAGAGUGUCCGUGAACGACCGAGCAGAUGUGCAGUCACCCCCUAAUGUGGGUCUUCGCCGCAGUGGACAAGUGGAGGGCGUACGACAGAUGCACCAGAACGCUCCUCGCAGCCAGAUGGCCACUGAGAGAGACCUGCAGGCCUGGAGACGCAGGGUGGUGGUACCCGAACUUCCACAUAGCAGCUACAGGGACCAGGAGGACGUUCGAGUAGCCAGAGGAGACGAGGAGGUGGUUCAGUACAAUGUAAAGAAGAGGCGCAUUAUGUACAGCAGCUGUCGAGAUGAUUCAGACGAUGAGCCUUCCACCGCGAAGCGAGCGCACAGCCGUGGAGAUGCAUUGGAAUACAUCGACGAAUCGUGUGAAGAGGGAGAGGAGACGGCAAGUUCGGAGAUGCACUCAGAGGACAAUGAGCUGGAUGGUAGUGACCUAGAUUCCUCCAAUGAUGAGGAAGAGUGGAAAACUGACAGCUCAAGCCAUACAUCCAGCGAAUACUCUGACUGGACGGCAGACGCUGGUAUAAAUCUGCAGCCCUCAACUCCACUGUCAUCACGGAAACGAGUAAGACGCAGACUCAGCAGCUCUGAAGAGGAGGAGGAAGAGAACGAGGAAGAGGAGGAAAAGCAGCAAAGUGAUGAGGAGGAAAGACCUAAAAAGAAAGGCAAAGAGAAGGCAAAGAAGGCAAAGAACAAGUUUCCUCGGCGUCCAAAGCCCAGACCAUCCAUUAACAGGGAAGUGUCCAAUGAGUUCAGACCAUCACCGUGGAUCACUGAUGUCAUUCCCAGGAAGUCUCCUUUUGUUCCCCAAAUGGGUGAUGAGGUGAUCUACUUUCGGCAGGGACACGAGGCCUACGUUGAAGCUGUAAGUCGGAGUGAGCUGUACGACAUCAAUUUAGAAAAGCAGCCCUGGAAGAGAAUGGAGCUCCGGGACCAAGAGUUUGUGAAGAUCACUGGAAUCAAAUAUGAAGUUUGCCCGCCAACACUUUGUUGCCUGAAGCUGACGCUCAUUGACCACGGCACCGGCAAAAUCACAGACAAGUCAUUUUCUAUCAAAUAUCACGACAUGCCAGAUGUGAUUGAUUUCUUGGUGCUGAGGCAGUGUUAUGAUGAGGCGCUUCGAAGAAACUGGCAACCAAACGACAGGUUUCGCUCGGUGAUAGAUGAUGCCUGGUGGUUUGGGACCAUCAUCUGCCAGGAGCCCUACCAGCCGCAGUACCCAGACAGUCUCUUCCAGUGCUUCAAAGUCAAGUGGGAUAAUGGUGAAACUGAGAAACUCAGUCCUUGGGAUGUGGAACCUAUUCAGGAUGAUGCCCCACAGCCGGACACAGAGGGAGGUGGUAUACCUGUGACCGCAGAGGAGAUGAGGGAGCUGAUGUACAAGCCUCUGCCAGGCGAGUGGGGUGAGAGGAGUAGGGAUGAGGAGUGUGAACGACUCAUCGCUAGCAUCGAUCAGCUCAUCACUGUCGAGAUUGCAGCUCCGUUCUCUGGUCCCGUGGACUUGGUCCAGUAUCCCAGCUACUGCACCGUGAUCGCCUAUCCCACAGAUCUGGGCACCAUCAGACUGCGGCUCAUUAACAGAUUCUACAGACGCCUCUCAGCAUUAAUUUGGGAUGCCAGGUAUAUUGCACAUAACGCCCGCACUUUCAAUGAGCCAAGGAGCAAGAUUGCCCACUCUGCAAAAAUCAUCACCAACGUCCUCCAGAAAUUUGUCAAUAAUCCAAGCUGCACAGAUAUCAUGGAGAUCUACAAUGAAGUGGAAGAAAUGGAUGAUGACGAUGAGGAAGAAGACACCGAAGCGCCAGGAACAUCUGCUGGACACAGACUGCGUCAGCGCUCUGUAGAAGUGCUGCCAGACAGAGAUGCCUGGAAGGAACAGUGCAAGAGUCUGCUCAACUACAUAUUGGAGUGUGAGGACUCGGAGCCGUUCAGGCAACCUGUGGAUCCUCAGAACUAUCCAGACUACCACGACAUCAUUGACACACCCAUGGACUUUGGCACGGUGAAAAGGACCCUGGAGGAAGAUCGCUAUGAAAACCCCACAGAGCUGUGCAAAGACACACGCUUAAUAUUUGCCAAUGCUAAAGCUUACACACCCAACAAACGCUCCAAGAUUUACAGUAUGACCUUACGGCUCUCUGCCUUCUUUGAGGAGCGAAUAAGAACAAUCAUAUCAGAGUACAAAACCGCUGUCAAAAGCAGCAAUAGGCUCCGCCGCAGUCAGAGGUUUCGCAAGAAGAUACUGCAGCAACAGCAGGACCACCCCGACACCAGUCAAAAGAAGGCUGCAGUCAAAACUCAGGAAAAAGUGGAGUCCGUGUCAGUGACCAAAACUACCUCAGCCAAAGUGUCUGCUCCUGAGAGAGCCAGGAGGAGUCGAAGCAGCAGCUCAGGUCACAGCUCCUCAGAGGACGACUCCGGCUCUAAAGGUGCUUCAUCAACAUCAGAGUCUGACAGUGAGAGCGAGGUGAGUGACUCGGAGGAGGAGAAUCAUCAACGUAGACCUAAAGCAAGAGUAACAAGAAGGAACCGUGCGAAGCAGAGGAAAAAAGUUGCUGAGAGCGACAGUGAAGAAGAGGAAGAAGAUGAUGAAGAGGAGGAGGAAUUUGACAGUGAGGGUGAAGAGGGAGAGGAUGGAGAGGCGUCGUCCACUUCAGAUCGUCGCUAUCCCAGCAGGAGUACACGGCGGACCAGAAACAGCGCUGCUGGGGACAGAAAACGUGCAGAGUGCAGAGCGGAGAUGAACGGUCACAGCAGCAGGUCGUCUCGCAGGGAGAGGCGUCCCCGCUGCGACUCUGACAGGGCCAAGUCUCAAGGCUCCGACAGGGAGGAAGUGACAGUUCGCGGGUUGCUAAAAAGAAAGACUGCUCGGGCAGCCGUGAAUAAGAUGAAGCUCCUUGAAGCGUCUGAUGAAGACUACCAGGAGGAGGAGGAGAAGCCGAGGAGGAGCAGCAGCCGCCUUCGCCACACUGUCCGGGUCAGCAAACGCACGGCGGUGCUCAAGAGCAGCUCAGAAUCAGACGAAGAGUCAGCAGCAGCUUCCCAAAAUACAAAGGAAUCAGGAAGUGAGUUUAAGGAUGAGGAGGAUGGCAAUGACAGCGAUACCUCAUCGUUCUCCCAGAGUAAGCAGAAUGGAAACACAAAGAACUCCAAACAAGCUGCCAAGAUUAAGAAAAAUGGUACUUUGUCCCGUGUGAAUGGACACAGUGCAAAACAUCACACGCCCAAGAGCAACUCUGAGCAGGAGGAAACUUCCGGAGAGAGCUCUGGAGAAGCGGAGGAGGAGGAACAGCAGCCACCUCGGUCUCAGAAACCGUCAAGGAGCACGGCAGCUGCCCCAGUGAGAAAAAGUAGGAGUACAAGCGAGGAGGAAGAGGAGACGAAAGACAUCCGCCCCCUCAACACACGACACAAACCUCCCGUAAGCUCAGACGAAGAGGACAAACGGCCACACCAAAAUGGAAGAAAUGUGGAGGAAGCAGUUCACAAAGACCCGAAGAAAAAAAGCAAAGUUUCUCCGUCAAAAAGCCAAGACAAACAAAAAUCUGCCUCAGCUCAUAAACUGGAUGGUGCGGAAUCAGAUGAACUCUGUGAUUCUCCAAAGAGAUCCAGCCCACGCAAGAAAAGGCUGAAAAAAGGUGACGAGCAGGAUGCGGAAAGCAAACGCUCCAGCGAUGAGUCCGACUUUGAAACGAGGACGAAAAGGCUGACGAGGAACAGGACCAUAUGCAAACGGCCUCGCGGCGACUCCUCGGCUUCGCAGAGCUCGGAGCAAGAGUACAAACCCAAGAGGAAGUCAAGGAGGAAACGCUCUACUGGCUCCUCGGACCAGGAGUCGGAUAAUUCGGAAAAUGCGCCGAAAAGGCGGCUGAGCCUCCGAGCCCUGCCGAAAAAGAAAUACAUCAGUGACAACUCAUUCUCUGAGGAAGACUCUGCUUCUGCGAAGCCGGGCAGGCAGAGAACUGGCAACAGAACAGCGAGAGAAUCUAGAGAAGACAGUUAUAACACAAGAGUGUCUAACAGGACUUCCCCGAGUGAAACCAGGAAUUGUGUGUCUUCCAAGAGAAAAUGUAUUUACACCUCAGACUCUGAUGAUGGGGAUGAGGACAGAGAGAAAGAGCCAGUAUCCAAGAGCAACAAAAACAGCAAGUCAGGCCCCUCAAAGUGCGCCAAAAAGGACGCCAAGCGUGGUAACGGCAAUGAGCAGGACACCUCUUCCCACUCUGAUUCUAGUGAGGAGGAAGAGGAGAAGGAAGAGGAGGAUGAGGAACAUCUUGGCCGUUCGACAAGGGGAAAGGAAAGCGCGAGGCAGCCCAAACGCAAACGAAAAGAAAGCUACAGCAGCAGCAAACACAGCUCGGACUCAGAAAGCGAGCAGUCGUCUUCAGCCUCUGAAAACUCUUUUGCCAGCUCAGGGUCCCACAGCAGUCCAAAGAGAUGCCGCACACGGUCGGGGAUCGGCGAAAGGACUGCCAGUCGCCAGCUUAGGCAGCGCCGCCAGAGGUCCGCCUCGGAAGAGAAGGACAGCGACGAGUCGUACAGCAAACCGCGGAGGAAGACGCGGGUGAACACCCGAAACCGUGGGAAACGGACGGUUAAGUACAACGACAGCGAAUGAAGGACAUAGCUGCUGGAGGUUACAGGCUUUAGAGGGAAGACGAAGCCGGACGUUAACUGGAGAGCUUAAGACACUUGAUUGGCCACCUUACGGUAGUAGCACUGGAGUCCUCGAGAGAAAAAUGCUGUGAAUCUUUCAUUCAGGGAUAUUUAUAUUUUCUAUGAAAAAAGAUUAAAGGAAAAUUUAAAAAAACAACAAAAACCAUGUUUAUAGAUGUAAUACAAACUCAAGCAUUUGAACUGCUGGUUUUCACAAGGAUGAAGAGCAAAACAUCACUUCCCAUACUGCGUGUGGUGAUUUUUGCCAGCAAAAGGUUUGGCAGAGGCUAUUCUGGGGAAUCUUGUCAGCUUGGGUGCUAAUCUAAUAUACCUCUGUUUAAUCAAGCAUACUGCUGGCUUGCACUAAGAUACACUGUAAUGAGGUAUUUCAUACACUAGUUUUGCAUUAGAAACUCAGGGGUCAACUAAGUUUACUGUAGUCUCAGACAUGCAGUUUUUUGUUUUUGUUUUUUUGGUUUAUUUUGUCUCUUUUGAGCUAAGGUAAGGACAAGAAGCAAUUCCAGGUUGGCAGAUGUCCAAGCACAUUUACUGGGACAAAAACUAAUCCAAGUUUAGACUUUUUGACUACAGCACUCCUUUGUAAAUCCAUAUACUUAAUGCUUGACUGUAUUGUGAGUUGAUAUGAGCCAAAUGAACUUCUUUUCCCCUUACAUUUCUUCUUCUUUUGUUUCUAUUAGGUUUGUGUUGUAUUCUAGUGAAUAGGUGUAAAUAUGUGAUUAAGAAAUUGCCUGAACUUCUUGGUGAUCGUUCAGUGGCAAAGAGUUUAUUUAAAUUUGAGCUAUUUCCUUUUUUUCUUUUUUCUUUUUAUACACAUUAACUGCAUUGUCUUGCCAUAUGUCACAAUUUGGUACUUUUUUCUUUUUCUUUUUCUUUUUUUUUGCCAAGUACAAGUAACCAAAAGUACUUAAUGCAAAUUAAUGUGAUUUCUCAUAUUGGGAAGACUUUUUAUUGUUGUUCUGUGUUACCUUCUUUCAGUAUUAAAGUCUUUUUUUUUUUUUUUGGAGUUGACUUAAAACAUUUUUUUUGCCAGUCAUGAUUUUGUUUUUGUUUAUGGGGAGGUUUCUGAAUACAGUCGCUUUAUGACAUUUUGCUUAAUGUUUUUUCGUACUACACCUUUAAUAAACAGAUUUCACAGGAAGACUAUUAAUGCAAUUUGUUCAUGGAGUACAAUGAAUGACUUAUUCUUCCUCUUAAUAAAGGCAUCA